UUUAUAGCCAUCUUGACAGCUGUGUCACACAGACGUGUGGUUGGGCGAAUCAACAAGAAGGGAACAGACUUUGCUUUUGUUUAUUUAAGUUUUACUGCAAAAAGUGCCUUAUUUUUCUUAAUAGCAAACACCUACCGCGCACAUUGCUACCGAGUGCCUCAACAAAACUGCUGCUACAUUGGCCAGAAAGGUGGCGUUCCGUUUGAUAAACUGCAAACCCAUCCCAGGUGCCGAGUGAGGUGGAGAAUUAUUAUCAGCAACCGAACUCACCGAUAAGAAUGGCAACCAGUGGCGGCAUUACGGGUGGACCCUUUACCACCACACCCCCUAGUACAGCGAACCCUUCGGCAGUGGUGGGUCCGCAAAAAAAUGUACAAUUCUUAACGACUGCAACGGCAUCACCAUCGAUGGCAAACAGAACGGUGUACGAUAGCAGUUCUACACCGCAGCAACGACCUGCAGUACCGUUUGAACAUUCGACCAGUUCCCAUGGUGUGACGGCACGCAACGAGAACGCCGACAUUAUUGCGCAAAAAUCACCCGGAACGUAUCAGAAUCUGCCGACUACCGUACCGGCAACACCGACGACACCGGGCAGAAGAAUGGAAUCUUGGGAACAAUUUGGCAGGUCUAACGUGCAAACGGUGGCAGCCGGCGGCGGCGUGACCACCAACAACAUGUCGCUUGGCACCAUGCACUGCACCCGGUGCGAUGAAGGCUUUGAGCCACACGAACGUAUCGUCAACUCGAACGGGCAGCUCUGGCAUACGCAGUGCUUUGUGUGCGCCCAAUGUUUCCGCCAGUUUCAGGACGGUAUAUUCUACGAGUUCGAGGGUCGCAAAUACUGCGAGAAGGAUUUCCACAUCCUGUUUGCGCCGUGCUGCAACAAGUGCAACAACUUUGUAAUUGGACGCGUCAUCAAAGCGAUGGCCGCGAACUGGCAUCCGCAGUGUUUCACUUGCGAACGGUGCAGCAUACCGCUGGCCGAUUCGGGCUUCAUACGCAAUCAGAAUCGGGCCCUCUGUCACGAUUGUAAUCGCAAGGAGAAGGAGGUCGGCCUCGGCAAGCUGGUUUGCAACAAGUGCCAUGGCAUUAUUGAUGAUGCACCAUUGCGCUUCCGAGGUGAAGUUUACCAUGGGUAUCAUUUCAACUGUACGGCUUGCGGUGCCGAACUGGACUCGUCCGCACGGGAGGUGAAGAAUCGCAGCGGUUACGCGGCCAAUGACAUGAACGAGUUGUACUGUUUGCGGUGUCACGAUCGUAUGGGCAUUCCGAUUUGUGGUGCCUGUCGGCGUCCGAUCGAGGAACGAGUUGUGACCGCACUGGGAAAACACUGGCACGUAGAGCACUUUGUUUGUGCCAAAUGUGAAAAACCGUUCCUUGGUCAUCGACACUACGAGAAGCGCGGCAUGGCCUACUGUGAGACGCACUACCAUCAGCUGUUCGGGAAUUUGUGCUUUGUCUGCAAUCAAGUCAUCGCUGGCGAUGUUUUUACCGCCUUGAACAAGGCCUGGUGCGUUCAUCACUUCUCCUGUUCAAUCUGCGACCAGAAGCUGGAUCAAAAGUCUAAAUUCUUCGAGUACGACGAGAAACCAGUGUGCAAGAAAUGUUACGAACGGUUCCCGAACGAGCUGCGCCGGCGUUUGCGUAUUUCGCAUGAAAAUACUAUCAAAAAGCCCGUUCCAUAGGCCAUAUAAUAUCCUUCUAAUCCGGAACGAAUAAUUACCCGUGUGUGCCAAUAGGAAAAAGGAGGAAAAUCAAAAGAGAAUGAAACGAAAAAUUAAUUUCAUAACAAAAGCAAACAAAAAUAGGACCUUUUUUAACAAUUAGCGUUUUGUUUACCGUUUGGUAGGAAACCACGAAAGUGUUCUACACACGCUACUUAGCACUAACUGAUGAAGUGUAACGCAUAGUGCCUUUUCAUUGUGUAACAAACAGACAAGGAAGAAUGUUUUUAUUAUCUCUCUUGAUCAAAUCUAUAUAACAAAUGAUGGAUCUUUUUAUAGUGUUCUCUAUGUAGACGUUUUUUAAAAGGAAUUUUAGUCAGAGUAAAACCUUAAUUUAGAUUGUGCAAUCACGUGACAUUAACUCUUCUGAACAUGUAUUUUGUGCAACAUGUAUUGGUGCUCGAAUGACCAAAACGAAUUCUACACAUGCACACGUAACAAUUGUCAUUGUUUUAGUAUUUUAUCGUCCUUACUUAUUUAAAUUUACAAACUUGGCGUUAUGUCAAACAGAUUAGUGUACGCGGUUGAGAGGACCGCGACUAACGCAAGCUAACGGAGCGCGAGCUAGCGAAUAUGAGCAUUUGAGUAAAACAAUAAUUUAUGAGCUUUUGUGGAAUGCAUCAUUUAGCGCACAUGUCGCUAGAGCUAGAGCUCGCGGUAGCAGUUUUGUUCUAUAUUGUAUGUGUGUUGUUUAAUGCGUAAAACUAAAAAUAAAUAUACUAUUAACAAACAAA
Messenger RNA from Anopheles funestus (African malaria mosquito), 2461 nucleotides. It is a transcript of the gene stck, whose product is annotated as LIM and senescent cell antigen-like-containing domain protein 1. The record is from RefSeq and is a predicted model, not a curated record. The transcript is spliced from 7 exons. Gene Ontology annotation, biological process: cell-cell adhesion; cell-cell junction organization; positive regulation of integrin-mediated signaling pathway. Gene Ontology annotation, cellular component: cell-cell junction; focal adhesion; cytoplasm. Bases 279 to 1688 code for a protein of 469 amino acids. NCBI's taxonomy places the organism in Eukaryota, Metazoa, Arthropoda, Insecta, Diptera, Culicidae.